Myodes glareolus (Bank vole) is the source of this 460-nucleotide messenger RNA. NCBI's taxonomy places the organism in Eukaryota, Metazoa, Chordata, Mammalia, Rodentia, Cricetidae. The record is from RefSeq and is a predicted model, not a curated record.
CAUCACAUAAUUAAUUGCGUACAUCCUGUGCCACAUGCAAUUGCCACAGCUUUGAAGUCCCAAUAGAUCAUUUUAUAGAGCGGUGGGUGCCGUUUUAAGAGCGGAGGUGGGGUGGGAAAAGAAGAAGACCUGGCGCCAGGGCACGGCUGAGCUGCAAGGGGCGUACAUGGCCUGGUCCAGCAUUCUUGAACUCCUGGGCUCCUUGGCUCUAUUUCAUGGGAUAUCACUUGCAACACUGAUAUUGUGGAUUUAUCACAGAUCCAGCAGAGAAGAAGAAGAAGAAGAAGAAGAAGAAGAAGAAGAAGAAGAAGAAGAAGAAGAAGAAGAAGAAGAAGAAGAAGAAGAAGAAGCAGCCAAUACCAAGGGAGCUCUUAUGAGCAUUCUUUACUUUAAUACUCACAAAACGUGUAUUGUCUCAAACAGAGAAAAACAAUUAUGCAAAUAAAUGCAGGUCAUGUUA